Molecule: messenger RNA, 4045 nt
Organism: Platichthys flesus (European flounder)
Lineage: Eukaryota; Metazoa; Chordata; Actinopteri; Pleuronectiformes; Pleuronectidae
Gene: plppr3b
Product: phospholipid phosphatase related 3b
Exons: 8
Coding region: 59-2269 (736 amino acids)
Biological process (GO): phospholipid metabolic process; phospholipid dephosphorylation; signal transduction
Molecular function (GO): phosphatidate phosphatase activity
Source: RefSeq, a predicted model, not a curated record
CAGCUGCAGCGAGAACGUGACGAGAAUCAAGAGGAUCGAUGAUCUGAGAUUCAUCAGGAUGAUGAUGAUGAUGAAUUCGUCAGAAAAGUUGAAGAAGAAACCUCCGAAGGACAGUUUGACUCUGCUACCAUGUUUCUAUUUUGUGGAGCUGCCCAUUGUAGCGUCCUCCAUGGUUUCUCUUUACUUCCUGGAGCUGACGGAUGUGGUGCAGCCGGCUCAGGUUGGUUUCCGCUGCCACGACCGUGAGCUCAGUCUGCCGUACGUGGACGGAGGAGACGAGCUCAUCCCGCUGCUGAUGCUGCUGAGCCUCGCCUUCGCCGGACCUGCUGCCUCGAUCAUGGUGGUUGAAGGUGUCAUCUACUGCCUGCAGUCCAGGCUGAAGCUGCGCCGGGCGGAGGAGAGCAUCAACGCCGGAGGCUGCAACUUCAACUCCUUCCUGAGGAGGACGGUGCGCUUUGUAGGUGUGCAUGUGUUUGGUCUUUGUGCAACCGCUCUCGUCACUGACGUCAUCCAGCUGUCGACAGGUUACCACGCCCCCUUCUUCCUCACCGUCUGUAAACCCAACUACACUCAGGCCGGAGUGUCAUGUGACAAGAACCCGUAUGUCACCAAAGAUAUCUGCUCCGGGCACGACCAGCACGCCAUCAUGGCCGCCAGGAAGACGUUUCCUUCCCAGCAUGCAACUCUUUCUGCCUUUGCUGCUGUUUAUGUGUCAAUGUAUUUUAACUCGACCAUCUCCGAGAGCACGAAGCUGCUCAAACCCGUCCUCGUCUUCGCCUUCGCCAUCAGCGCAGCGCUAUCGGGUCUGACGCAGGUCACUCAGCACCGCAGUCAUCCCAUCGACGUCUACGUCGGCUUCCUCAUCGGAGCGUUUGUCGCCGCCUACCUUGCAGUCCACGCUGUGGCUAACUUCAAGUCGUCUGAUGACAACACACAACCCCUGCCCCCCCCUCCACCAAAAGAAGACCCUCUUCGAGCGCUGACAGAACGAGGACACGAGUCCGUCUACAACAAGGGACCCGCCUCCGCCUCGGAAAGUAACGAUGAAAUUGCGGCCGGUCCACCCCCCAUCGACCGGCUGGAGGGCCUGGGGCCCCUGCAGAGGGAGAAGGACUCCAUGGGGAGCCUGAAGAGGGCCAGCGUGGACGUGGAGCUGCUGGCUCCUCGGAGCCCAAUGGGGAAAGAGAACAUGUUGACCUUCAGUCAUACGCUGCCGAGGGCCAGCAUGAGCAUCAACGGGGUCUUAGGGGCCAACGAGAGACCAGAGGACCCAGUUCAGCCAGUUCAAUCAGUGCAGCCGGUGCAGCGGCGUCUGAAGGCCGUUCAGGUUCCCAUAGAUCCAAUGCGUUCGCAGCAGCUGGUGUCAGAGUGGAAGCAGAAGUCGAUGGAGAUGAGAGGCCUGAGCGCUCGUGAUGAGGCGGAGCGGGAUGCCAGUGAGGAUGGAUCGGAUGUGGGCUUUGUGGGGACUGACGAUGGGGGGUCUCAGGCUCCUAUCUACCAACCUGUGGUGCAGUCGGGGAGGUCAGUUUCCGGUCAAAACCCUACUCCUGCUCAAGGGGGUGCCAAAGCUGUUGCAACUCCCAGACCACCACAGAUUCCUGAAGCAGGACCCCCACCUGUGUCGCCAAAGAGCGCCCUGACCCGCGCCAAGUGGCUCGCUAUCCGGGAGAAGACGAGUGGGGAUGGGUUGGCCCGUGCUGCUGCGAACCAGCCACGACUCAUGCAGGUCAUCGCCAUGUCAAAGCAGCAGGGACUCCUCCCCCCCUCCUCCGGGGAGAAGUCCUCUGAGACCACCUCCACCUGCUCCGGUGCCUCCUCCAAAUCCAACUCACCGCACUACCGCCCCGCCUGUGAGCAGCAGCGGGAGGGGUCGGGUAUCGUCACAGUGGAUGCCCAUGCCCCCCACCAUCCUGUUGUCCAGGCCCUGCCCCCUCCUCAGGCCCCAUCCCUCACAGGUAAUGGUAACCCGUGGGAGUUGGCGGGGUCACCCAAUGGGGGCAACUCGCGGUACACCUACGACCUUAACAGCCUGGACCGAGGAGACUCGGUCGCACACAACAGCAGCUUCCGGCCACGCCGAUCCACCUCGAGGUGCGCCACUCUCAACCCCGCCCUGCCCCCUUCUCACUCCCAGGAGGACGUGUCGGUGGAGACUAAGAUGGACAUGAGACGCAAGACGGCUCUAGUCCUGCUGGAUCGAGAGAUUCGUAACCAGAGUGACCAGGAAAACUAUUAUAAGAGUUUGCAGGGAAGGAGGUUCAGGGAUUAGUCUCUUACCCUUCAAAAUAAAAGCCUUAUUUUAAAACUGGUCACUAACAGUAAAGAGCCUACUCAGUGAUGCUCGAGGCUCAAGUGUGUCCAUCAGCCCUGAGUUUUGUCCACUGCCGUCCAUCAGAGACACUGUUAAAGUUAUAAUAAUAAUGAAACAUUCAGGUGUCACACGUCGCACAGAAUACAAGAAAUCAAACUAGUUUAAUGAAUAAGUUCAAUCAGAAACAGACUCCUGUCCCAUGACGGAGAGUAGGAGGAGUGAAUGUGUAGGUUGGGGUUGUAGGGUGGGGUUGUGCUGACGUUCUGUGAUGCGACUCGUUUACUUUCACUAACAUUAAACCCCCGACUUAACAUUAGCAUUACCAAUAGCAAAGUAAAAUCAGUGACCCCCCCACAGAACAGAGUGAUCGUCUUCGUCCCUCUCGUCAGAAUCGUGAUCCGGUGAAAGGUCUUCCUGACAACACGAGACGACCGUCCACAGCGUCUCCCAGCAGGAAGCUGGAACGUUUCCACAGUGCUCCCAGCAGGAAGCUGGAACAUUUCCACAGCGUCUCGUUUCUCAAUAACCUGAAGUCAAAGAAAAGAUUUGUGACGAAGCACAAACCUGAAGCUCAAGACUCCGCCCACUGCUUCCUAAGCCACUUGAGAUCUCACACCGACUGUAUAUUACCUGGAUGAGUGUGUUGUGUUAUGAUAUUUGGUUGCUAUAGUGAUUCUCAGCAUGUUGGUUUGUUUGUGUGCUGCUCUGUGAUUGGUCGAGGCUGCACGUCCAAGUGAAUGUUUGUAUUGAUGAAAAAUGGACCAACUUGAGAUUAAAUAUAUAUCUAAAUAAUGAUAUUCAUAAUUAAAGACACAUUCCAUGAUUUAAAAGUUCCAUGUCUUUGUUCCGAAUAUAUAUUAAAUCGGCAUUUUAACCCAUAAAUACAAGUUAGUGUCAUCUGCAUAGAAGUUUGUCGCAUGACAAAUUUCUAUGUUAGUAACAAAAUCAUAAGAUUGAAAAAUAUUGACUUGUGAAUCUGCAAAUACAAAAACUUUGAUGAAGUUUUAAAACCUUGUUUAUUAAAGAAGACCUGAAGUUGUAAUUUGUUCAAAAUGUUUUGAGCACAAAGUCAAACCUUUCAGAACAAAAGUCCUUUGUUUGGAUGUAACGAGUGUGUCUGUAAAUAUGAGGCUGAUGAUGUGUCUGUGUUGUUACUGUGUUUGUGUUGUUGCACGUCGACGGCUCGAUUUCCUCAUCAUCUCUUUUUUUUAUUCAUGAAGACUCAAAAGAACCUGAAUGUAAAAAGCAUGUUUCUGUUAAUGUUGUGACGGGAAAUGUUAAAAAGACAAAUGUGCUGCUUUGAAAAAUAAACGGAGGACGGAUGCUGCAUGCUCGUGGUCGUCUGAUGAACAAUAAAAAAUUACUACUUCUUCGACACGACAUCCUUCAAAAGUAAUUCAGUUUUCAGAAUUAUGUUCAGUGGAUAUUGUAUCAUGUCUAUUCAAAUACUUAUGUUCAAAUGAAAUUAAUUUUUGACAUUUUCUUUUAUAAAUUGUUUCUUUGGUUCAAAUCAAUUCACGACUUUAAAAAAGUUUUUCAUUUGUUAUUGUUUUUGAACUUUUGAAUGAAAGUGGACUGGUUUUUAUUGUUGUUAUCAUGUCGCAAAAUGUGGAGGAAUUUGUAUCCAAUCAAAUUGUAUUUGUAUAGUAUCAAAUCAUAAGAUUUUCCUCACGUUGUACUACCAGGCUUCCAUAGUUUAUUAUUGGCUGUUAAAUGAAAAACCUCUUCGUUUCA